AUGCCAAACGAGAGGGACCUCCCGAACUACCGCUCCGCCGGCGGCGGCGGUGACGACGACGGCUCUUUCUCCCUGCCGGCGCCGGCGGCGACGCCCUCGACUCGGACUCCGCGUACGGCGCCGUCGCCGGUGGACUCGUUGGAGUGCGUCUCGUUGUUCAGCUCGCGUUCCUCCACCGUAUGGACCGUCGCAAAGCAGACCGGGCUGAGGAGCGUCACCGUCGGCUCCGACACCGCGGUGGCCUGCGCCGUCUGCACCGACGACCUCCCGCCGGCGGCGACCGCGUGCCGGCUACCCUGCGGCCACCUGUACCACGCCGACUGCUUCGUGCAGUGGCUAUCGCGGCGCAACUCCUGCCCGGUCUGCCGCCGCCGCGUCCCGUUGUUCCCCGAUCAUGGCGCCGCCUACACCGACGAAGACGAAGACGAAGACGAAGAAGAGAUCGCGCCAUCGCCGCCGCCGCCUCAUGGUCCGGAGACGACGGCGACCGACGACCACCGGCCGCGGUCUCUGCCGGGAGCGAGCUGGAUCGGAAGAAUCUGCCGCAGGUUGCUUGGCUACACGGAAACGAGCCACCCGCGUCAACUGAACCGAUGCAGCGGCGACACGACGCAGCAAUGGUGAUUUCAAUUGAGACCAGUCAGCAAGUAAUUUGUGAUCAAAC
Oryza sativa Japonica Group (Japanese rice) is the source of this 664-nucleotide messenger RNA. The record is from RefSeq and is a predicted model, not a curated record. Lineage: Eukaryota; Viridiplantae; Streptophyta; Magnoliopsida; Poales; Poaceae.